AUGGAUAUGGACGAGUUCUAUCGCGAAGCUCCGGACUUCCUUCUGCACGCGUUCGGGGCCAAGCUGGUUGGUGAUUUCGCAAAGGCAAUUUCCGGGAUACUAUAUCGACUCAAGUCAAUCCUUACCAACGCUUCCGUCAAGAAGGGAGAAGAAACGAAGACCUAUGAACCCAUCGCUGAGGCUGCCAACACGAUGCUUCAGGAGCUGAAAUUACCUUUCUUCCUUGCCAUCACCUACACCUACUCCAAAAGUGGUGUGCACGACCUUAAGCCCAAUCUAAUCCUGUAUUCCACGUCACAACCAGGUAUGCCCUACCCGGAGGCAUCCUACUACCUCAAGAAGAAGGUGGAACACAAAGCCAAAGAGCACCAUGUUGCGAUUAUCAAAGUCAACACAGAUCCUAGGCUGGCCCCGUUCACUUUUGGCGGCAAGCCUUUCACAGUGACCUUGAAGGACCAGCCACAAUGCAGCACGACUUCGCCGCCGGAUGGCCGGGAUUCCUGUGCCCAGAUGAUCAGCUACGUCAUGGAAGUCCACAUCCGUCAGCAUCGUUGCUUCCUCUUCACUGCUUUCAUCCAGGAACGAUAUGUUUGCUUCAUGCGAUGGGACUGUUCAGUGGAGAACCCUGAGCCUCUGCUCAUGUUCUUUUGGUGCCUCUCCAAGUGCAGCGAUGAGGAACGAGGAUACGAUUCCACUGCCACGCUGGUCGGCGACAUCCUGCCGGGCCGAGCCCUCACAACGGAACUGAGGAAGCUCGAGGAGAAGUACAAAUCUAACAAAUGGAUCACAAAGUAUAUCAAGGAGGCUACCAAGGACACAAAGAAGUAUUCCUGGGUGAAAGACAUCAACGAUCCUUCCCUACUCCAUGAUUACUAUGUUGCGCGGCACCAUGCAAGUUCUCGAUACUCCGUUCGUGGUCGCGGGACGAAAGGCUACAUCGGGUUUGAUCUCGACCCGAAAAAUCUGUGCAUCGUGUUCAUCAAGUCCAUUUGGUAUACAGAAGGCGCCUGCUCCGAGCUGGAGAACUAUGUGCUGCUUCGUGCCCAUAAAGUACCGAGCAUCACCUCCAUCCUUGCAGGAGGCGACGUGGGAGGCAAGAUGCCACAGAUGACUCGCAAUCAAGAAUUUUUCCUGAACGACCGGAGGCCGCCAUCAAAGCAUAUUCAUCAUCGUAUCGUUAUGAAGGAGAUUGGUCACCGUCUCGAGACUUAUAAAGAUCAGAAGGAGCUUUUGUGAUGCACGCAUGAUGCUUUCGAGGGUAAGAUCC
Phanerochaete carnosa HHB-10118-sp is the source of this 1267-nucleotide messenger RNA. RefSeq lists its product as uncharacterized. The transcript has 5 exons. The coding region runs from base 1 to 1236 and encodes 411 amino acids. The record is from RefSeq and is a predicted model, not a curated record. Lineage: Eukaryota; Fungi; Basidiomycota; Agaricomycetes; Polyporales; Phanerochaetaceae.